Molecule: messenger RNA, 1698 nt
Organism: Zygotorulaspora mrakii
Lineage: Eukaryota; Fungi; Ascomycota; Saccharomycetes; Saccharomycetales; Saccharomycetaceae
Product: Yap1802p
Exons: 1
Coding region: 1-1698 (565 amino acids)
Biological process (GO): vesicle budding from membrane; clathrin coat assembly; clathrin-dependent endocytosis
Cellular component (GO): clathrin-coated pit; clathrin-coated vesicle
Molecular function (GO): clathrin heavy chain binding; phosphatidylinositol-4,5-bisphosphate binding; 1-phosphatidylinositol binding
Source: RefSeq, a predicted model, not a curated record
AUGACUACAUACGUAAAACUGGUCAAGGGGGCCACAAAGAUUAAGAUGGCCCCUCCCAAGGCAAAGUAUAUCGACCCGAUAUUGAUGGGCACGGCGGAUCCUGCGGACUUUCGAGAGAUUGUCAGAGCAUUGGAGUCAAGGAUAAACGACACAGCGUGGACUAUCGUGUACAAGAGUUUGAUCGUGGUGCAUCUGAUCAUUCGUGAGGGCGACAAGGAUGCGGGUCUGAGUUACUUCUGCGAUCAUCUGUCUUUUUUCCAGCUGAGUGAGAUUACGAGAUCUGCCAAGUGGUCUUCCGGGGAUAUUAGAGCGUUGGAGCGUUACAACAACUAUCUGAAGGUCAGAUGCAUGGAAUACGGUCACAUAUCAAAGGACUAUGUCAGAGACGGGUACUACUCUCUAAAGUCGAUCAAUGGCAGCGGGACCGACGGUAUCGCCAAGUCCCUGGACCAUGUUGACUCGUUAGAGAUUCAGAUAUCCGCGUUGAUCAAAAAUAGAUAUUCACAGUUCGACCUGAACAACGAACUGCUUCUCUGUGGGUUCAAGCUUCUGGUCCAGGAUCUUUUGUCCCUUUACAACGCCUUGAAUGAAGGAAUCAUCACGCUUUUAGAGUCUUUUUUCGAGUUGUCUCACAAGAAUGCCGAAAGAACGUUGGAGUUGUACAAGCAGUUCGUUGACUUAACAGAACAUGUGGUCAAAUACUUGAAAGCGGGCAAAUCUGUUGGGUUGAAAAUUCCCGUUAUAAAACAUAUUACAACCAAGCUGAUAAGAUCAUUAGAGGAGCAUUUGCGCGAGGAUGACAAAAAUCAUGAAACAUUUGUUACAAAUUCAUCGCAAGAUUCGAAACUAACAUCUGCAGAGACAGGUACAAAUGUAAAUACGCAAUCAUUAGCACAACAAAAACUAGAACAGAUAAGAAGACAAAAGAACCUCCUGCAACAACAGUUGCAAAAUCAACAGCUAUUGGUUUCGCCAACUGUGCCACAGCAACCCUACAAUCCGUUCGGAGCUCAGCAACAACAGCCACAACAGCCACAACCGGACGCUUUUUCAUUUGAGCAACAGCCACAACUACAAAUACCGCAAGCUACCGGAAAUCCAUUUCUUCCACAGGCACAAGUGCAACAACAGGUACAACACGCUCAGGUUCAACUUCCAGCUCAAAAUCAACAACCAUUACAACAGACAGGUUUCUAUUCCGCCAAUACACAACUAACUCCAAGUUACACCGGUGCCGGCUUUGGGGGCUAUUCAAAUGACGGCGUUCAAAUCAAUCAUUUGACUUCAGCUGCUACUGGGAAUAACAACCCUUUCUCUAUGACGCAGCAAUUCGAGCAAGCCAACCCGUUCACAGAACCACAGGUAGCAAACACCGUGCAAUUUCCAAUACAACAGAAUCCUUUUCAACAGCAACCACAGCCUCAGCAGCAGCAAAUGACUAGCACACAAACAGGCUACAAUCCAUUCCAAUUACAGCAGCAGCAGCAGCAACAACAACAGGAGCUACAGCAGCAGCAGCUUCAACAACAACAAUAUCAACAACAGCUGCAGCAACAGCAACAAUUGCAACAACAGCAGCUACAGCAACAGCAGUUACAGCAACAGCAGUUACAGCAACAGCAGUUACAACAACAAUAUCAGAAUCAACAUCAGCAACAAGCUGCCUUUCAACAAAAUCCAAACCUUAUCGAUAUAUAA